Amaranthus tricolor (Joseph's coat) is the source of this 1053-nucleotide messenger RNA. RefSeq names its product caffeine synthase 1-like. The record is from RefSeq and is a predicted model, not a curated record. NCBI's taxonomy places the organism in Eukaryota, Viridiplantae, Streptophyta, Magnoliopsida, Caryophyllales, Amaranthaceae. Bases 58 to 990 code for a protein of 310 amino acids. Gene Ontology annotation, biological process: methylation. Gene Ontology annotation, molecular function: S-adenosylmethionine-dependent methyltransferase activity. The transcript has 3 exons.
GCAAUUUCAUCAAUAUAAGAAGAAAAUAUCUCAUCAAAGGAAAUUCAUGUGGCUGAUAUGGGUUGUGGAGUGGGCCCAGUACCAUUGGCUUUAGUAUCUUUGGUGGUAGAAAUUAUAGAGAAGAAGUGUAAUGAAUUAAAGUGCAAAGAAGAUCUCCAUCAAGAGCCUACAAUCCAAAUAUACAUGAAUGAUUUACCUUCAAAUGAUUAUAAGUUGUUGUUCAAAGACUUACUAAAUUUGGAAAUUCUGAAAAGAGAUGAAGUUGUUCCCCUGUGCUUGUUCAAGGCUGUUCCUGGCUCUUUUUAUGACACCCUUUUUCCUCUCAACACUUUGCAUUUUGUUCAUUCAAGUUAUGCUCUUCAUUGGUUAUCCCAGGAACCCAUGGAGUUGUACAAUAAGCAAGGGGAAGCAAUAAACAAGGGGAACAUUUAUAUAUCAGAAAAAAGUGAAGAGAAUGUUGCAAAAGCUUACUUGGGUCAAUUCCAAAGAGACUUUACCCAAUUCCUUAAAUGUCGUACUAAAGAAGUUGUAUCCAAAGGCUUCAUGCUCUUGACAACCAGAGGUAGACAAUCUCUUACAAACUCAUCUACUUGGCAGCCUUUUGAGUUGAAUAUCCUUACCAAUGCCAUUACUUGCCUUUUUCAUGAGGGGUUGAUCAAGGAAGAGAGUGUAGACAAAAUGAAUUUCCCAGUAUACAUAGCCAGUGAAGAAGAAAUUGGAAGCAUAAUUAAAAAAGAAGGCUCAUUUGAAAUAAAGUACAGCAACACAACAGUAAAUGAAGUGGGUUCUGAAAUUGUAGACAAAUGGGAAAAAGCACAAUUCUUAGCUAAAUACAUUGGAGCAUUUUCUAAAUCACUCAUUUCUCAUCAUUUUGGACAACAUAUACUCCAUUUAUUGCAUCAUAAACUUGUUUACCAUGCAUUUCAACAUUUACUUCAUGCUUUUCCUACUCAAAAUUGCGCUGUUACUUUUUUACUUCAAAAGCGUUAGUGUAGAUUCAGAACAUGUAUCGCUUUUUCUAAAAGCAGUUUGAAUUUUAUUUUUAAUUAUUUU